GAGUUAUUUUCUGCCUUGUUCUUCCUCAUACUUCUCAUUAUUGUGAAACAGGAUAGCAAUAAUCAUACUUAGUAUUUUAUUGAUUUGAACGAGUUUGUUAGCCUCCACUGGUUGAGGCUUAGAUUUUUGUCAUGGCUGGGAUCACUAGACCUCUAAUUUUCCCUUUCUCAUUGAGCAAUUCAAUAUUCAGGAGUAUAGACAAAAAAAGUGUCCUUCACCCCAUGAAAAAGUCCAUACAACCUUUUGGGCUUCAAGAUAAUCACCUUCCAUUCUCCGGAUUGACAAAGCCAUUUUCAUUUUCAACGUCUUGGAUUCAUGAUUGUUGUGGCAAUCAAGUUCCAGUACCAAACAGUGGUAGAGGUGAUAUAAGAAAGUUUAUGUCCAUGGCUGGAGGGUCAUCAUCCCAGAUGGAGAAGCAGUGCAGAGAUCAACAUGAUGUUAUACCUGGCUUACGCCAUACUGUAUGGGAUCAACAGGAUUUGAGACCCAAGUUCCCUAAGAUUGAGAAGGAUGAAAGCGCAGAUGUAGUGGUAGUGGGAGCUGGUAUUGCAGGAAUAAGCUGUGCCUACAACCUUGUCAAGGAAGGCAAAAGUGUUGUACUUCUUGAAGCCAAAACUAGAGGUAGUGGAAUGAGUGGGAGAACCACAGCUCACUUGAUGCUAUGGUAUGAUGACUUCUACUUUCAACUAGAAAAGGACCAUGGUUUUGAUAUAGCCAAAAUUGUAGCUGAGAGUCACAAGAGAGCCAUUGACUUCAUAGAAACCACCGUCAAGGAAGAAGGAAUUGACUGUCAUUUUUAUAGACUGGAUGGGUAUCUUUUCCCACAUGAUAAUUCUACAGAGGCUAUGGAUCUUCUUAUAAAGGAAUUCGAAGCCUGUAAAAGAGUACGUUUGGAUGUCAAAAUGGUGGAAUUGGGGAAUGAUCCUGCAUAUGGAAAAGUUGGAAAGGCCAUUCAGUUUCCAAAUUCAGGAGAAUUUCAUCCUCUCUUGUUUUUGAGCCAGUGGAUCAUCUAUCUUAUUGGACCUAAUCCACCAUUGCAUGAUUGUUACAUUAUAACAGGUGACAGUGGUCAAGGAAUGACUGGAGGAACCAUUGGAGGUAUUUUAAUUAAAGACAUGAUAUUAGGCCAUCCUAAUCCUUGGGCAAAAGCUUAUGAUCCAGGAAGAACCCCUCCUAUAUCAAAGAAGGUAGGAGAGAAGAUGGGAGAGGAGACUUCACAUACUAUUCAUGGAUACAAAGAUCGUAUUCCUUUCAUGGGAACAGAUUCAAUCGACAUUGAAGACAUGCUGCCAAACAGUGGAGGAGUUAUUCAAAAGAAUAUGCAAAAGAUGGCAGUCUACAAAGACGAGAAUGGGGUGGUUCAUAAAUUCUCAGCUGUGUGUCCACACAUGAAAUGCAUAAUAAAAUGGAACCCGAUAGACUCCACGUUCGACUGUCCCUGCCAUGGAUCCAUGUUUGAUAAUUUAGGAAGAAUAAUCAAUGGACCUGCUAAGGCAGACCUGUCUCCUUUUGAAUAAAAAAUGCUUAUAUAUGCUUUACAGCAUUAUGGUGGAACGCUAAUAUUUUACUUAUACAGAGAACUACUACGCUGGGGGUGUUUAUAGAAAUUCUGAGCUUACAUGAAAAUGUAUACAUUAUUUUAGCUAUUGGACCCAAUUACACUAGCUUUACAUAUAUACCAUUGUACUAGAAAUUAAAGUUCUUAUAAGAAGCCACUAAUCAUUGCAGGCUCUUUUGAACUUUUGAACAAGGAGAAUGUAUUGAGGAGCUUCAAUUUGUGAGCAUGAAAAUAUGUGUAAAGUUAUUGCUUUAA
Messenger RNA from Cryptomeria japonica (Japanese cedar), 1813 nucleotides. RefSeq lists its product as uncharacterized. Gene Ontology annotation, cellular component: membrane; cytoplasm. Gene Ontology annotation, molecular function: 2 iron, 2 sulfur cluster binding; oxidoreductase activity. The record is from RefSeq and is a predicted model, not a curated record. The transcript is spliced from 8 exons. NCBI's taxonomy places the organism in Eukaryota, Viridiplantae, Streptophyta, Pinopsida, Cupressales, Cupressaceae. Bases 132 to 1517 code for a protein of 461 amino acids.